AUGAAGAAAGAAAAGUACCAUCCAUACAAAAUUAGACUAGUGCAGCAACUGAACGAAGAUGAUCCGGACUGUAGACUACAAUUUUGUGAAAUUAUCAUGAAUUUAUGUAACAAUAAUCCACACUUAGCUCCCGACACUUGUCAAGUUAGCACUACUGGAAGGCAGGCAGGCAGGCAGGCAGACAACUUAACCAGCAUCUGCAUUAAAUUACAAGAGGGAAUCGGCGACAAUAAUCGCGAAGCUGCGCAGCGGUCUGUAAGACCCUCAUUGUUGCAAAGUUGGCUGGGGUCGCUUCAGACAAAGCACGGUGAAGUUCUUUCGAAAUUUGUUGAUGAUUCGGCGAAUACAUCGCUCGAUUGGGCGUAUGCAUACCAUAAAAUUCACGAAGAGCACGAUAAGUUUGGCGGACAAAACAAUGGUUUUGAUGAUGGAAAAGAUGGUGUGGGGAGUAUUAUUUCUGAUGAGUUUGUUCAGUGUACCAUCGGAAAACGCCGCCUGGGGGCAGGAUAGGCAACACCGUAAACGGGAUAUCAGAAAUCGGGAGACUAUUAUAUACGCUGAAAAUGAAGGACAUCAGGGAGAAUCGAAGUGUCCUGUUCCGUGCAGCUGCGUGACGGCUUCGGGGGGCAGCUUGCAGCUGCAGCUGCAGCAGGAUUGUGAGGGGUGCGAGGAGUGCCCUCGGCAGGCGGGGGAGCCUUGCGGGGGGGAUCGCCCCUGCGACGUGCAACGCGGACUUUUAUGCCGAUACAAGCACCAGGGAGACACCGAGGGAGUAUGUAGAGAGUCCAGCGGUGUCCCGUGUGUAGUUUACAACAAGACUUACGAGCAUGGGGAGACGUUCACUCUGGAUUGUCGGACGCAGUGCGCCUGUCAGAACGGCACUUAUGGUUGUUCGUCACUGUGCCCUCAGGAGCAUAUCUCUCCCAGAGGAAACUGUCAACACCCGCGGCUAGUCGAUGUCCCAGGACAAUGCUGUCGCGAGUGGAUGUGCGACAGUCAGACUGCCGAACAACCUCCCUCCUGCCAGCCAACGUUCAGUCGCUGGUCGUCGUGUUCUUCGGGCUGCGGCUCGGGUCUCUCGACGCGGCAAUCGAACCUGAACGGACGAUGCCUAAGCGAGACCGAGACCAGGAUAUGCCAGACCCGCAGGUGCCAAGAUAACACCCAAGCAUACCCCUCUAUAGCCGAUUAUCAAACGAGGCAGCAUCACCUCAGGAGAGGCCAUGAAUGCAAAGCGACUCACCGGCUCAGUUCCGCCGUCUACCUCCGCUUCGGUCCCUGUCGCAGCCGGAAGCGCUUCCGGCCCAAGUACUGCGGACUCUGUCCCCUCCCUGGCAUGUCCUGUCAGCCCCUGCUCAGCACCACCGUCAAAGUCGACUUCAUAUGCGAAGGUUCCCAAUCGACAGAGAGCGCAACGGAACUUCUGCCGGAGUAUCUGGAACCGGAAGAGGACCUUUGGGCGGACGAGGAUCCGGGCAAACCGGAUGCAGACUCGAAGUUGUUGACAGUGCUCGUGCAGUGGGUGCUAAAGUGCAGGUGCGAAGCAGAAGUUCCGGAUUCGACAUCGAGUAGCGGCCAAGUUGUUUUGCAUCGCGUUCACAGGACUGCGGCGCCAUGAUUCUAAAAAAAAAAAAAUUAACAUAAAAACCGUGGUAUUUUCCGAAUUUGUGGCAUAUCAUUUUCGGUUUAGUUUGUCGAGAAAAAAUAAAAUGAACAAGUGGAUCGGGUCCAUAUUUUAGUUUUUAGUUGGUAUACCUCUAUAGAGAUCGAUUUAUCUGUGCCUUUUUUAUUAAAAAUUAUAUAAGGGGGAAAUUGUAAAAGCUUAAUAUUUCACUACUAAUUACUUAAUUAAUACAAUUAAUUUCAUUGACUUGUUCAAUUUUAUCAAACAUAUCAUACACAAUUAAUUUAAUCGUUUUGAUAAAAUUCAGUUUAAAAAUUGAUUUUAUAAAUAGAUAACCUUUUACGCACUUAUUUUUAAAUUAUAGUUAUACAGGGUAUUUUAAAUUGACAACUUUGCUAUGUAACACUUCCAAGUAGCACUACUA
Molecule: messenger RNA, 2048 nt
Organism: Brassicogethes aeneus
Lineage: Eukaryota; Metazoa; Arthropoda; Insecta; Coleoptera; Nitidulidae
Source: the annotation of a GenBank genome assembly